AUAAUGUGUUGCUAAUUACUAAAAAGAAGACAUCAUUGUAUAUAGUUUAUUGCUGUUGUGAGACUCCAUAGAAAUCGAUCAAAAGGACUACUGCACUAGUACUUAAAUUUCUAUAUAGUGAGCAGCAACAAAAGUUGAGAUCCCUCUUCUCUCAACCAAGAAAAUUUCGAUUAUAAUGAAGAACAGAAUGGGAUUUAUUCUUCUCAAGAAAUUUAUCUUUCUUUUCCUUGUUGUUUCUGCUGCAGUUCUUUCGACAGCUUUUGCAGGGCGUUUGUCGAAAUCUGUAGUGUCCAAGGACAUGACUGAAGCUCUUGAUCAUCAGUCAUGGGAAGCGCCACGGCACGAUGGAAUGAGAAGGGAAAUCCAUGAAAGGCUUCUUAAAGUGAAGACAGACGACUAUGGAAAAUAUGAUCCUUCGCCUUCGUUCGUCAAGCCUCCCUUCAAGCUCAUUCCUAACUAACGCGCUCGCUUUAUUACAUAUAUAGAUACAUAUAAAUAUAUAUAUAUAUAUACAUACAUUAGCUACUUACAAUGGCCACUUCAUCAUGGCUUUAUAUAUAUGUGUGUAUAAUGUGUGAAUAAAAACAACCGCAGUAAUAUAUCCUCGUGAUGUAAAAGUUUUUGUAUCGUAGCAACUAGGAUGAAGGAAUUCUAUGUAUGUGUAAUGAACUAUGUUGCUUUGGUUACAUGUAAUGAAUAUAAUGUUCCUUCGAUACUAAGUUCUGAUUA
This is a messenger RNA of Andrographis paniculata, 729 nucleotides long. Its product is annotated as protein CASPARIAN STRIP INTEGRITY FACTOR 1. The coding region runs from base 176 to 460 and encodes 94 amino acids. The record is from RefSeq and is a predicted model, not a curated record. NCBI's taxonomy places the organism in Eukaryota, Viridiplantae, Streptophyta, Magnoliopsida, Lamiales, Acanthaceae. The transcript has 3 exons.